UCUCCUACCUCGACGACAUCGAGAACCCCGUUUGUUCCUUCCUGCAGUUUGCAAACAAAGCUUCCACGCUGUUUCCCUUUUUCUGUCGCGUGCUGGAUACAUAGCCAAACACUCUUUCAAACAUUCAGUCUUUACCCAUUGGCCGUGCCAACUCCCUUUCGAAACAUAACCAACCAGCCUUCAACCUCUUCAAAUACCACUCGAGUCCAGGUCUGAGACUUGGCAAGUAAGAAGGAGCGUUUGCUUGGACGUUUCGUCUCGGCUUCAGACAAACCGUCGUGUCUCUCUGUCGGAAAACCGUUUGGUGCUUUCCUGUCCGAUGACAUAGCAACACUUUAUCCCCUCACAACGACAUACAAAGCAGAAACAUCUCGCCUCUCACCGCUCAGUCGAGUACUACCCUUCUCUAACAUGGACACUAUGGAAAACGCGUCGCACUCGCGUGCCAACUCUGCGGAUCACCACGCUUAUGCACUUAUCCUGGAGCACAUCCUCAAUAACCCAGCCUCGUACGAGCUGCCUCUGCGCACUAUGUACACCAUCAACUCCACACCCGCAACACGUGCUGGACACUCAUUUUCCCACUCUCGCACACGCGAGAACUCAAUCGACUCGCGUGCCAGCGAUUCGCCAACGUCGCCAAACUUCCCUUUCCGCAAUGACACGGCUGCCGAAUCUCUCACCACCAACCUCAUGGCACAAAUGGCCAACCUUCCAUCGCAACCAACUUCACUACCGCCGUCUUUCAUCACCGCCUUUCUGCGCAAGGCCUUCUCCGCCGACCUCCGCUUUGUCGACUUCCCUCAAGCAUUGACCGGCCUCGACUACCUCAAGGACCUUGAGACCAGAAGACGCAGGGAAGUCGCUGCCGCACUCGAGUGUCUGGGCAUCAACCGCGAUACUAUCGGUGCUGCGGAGGAGGAGCUUUCCAGACGCUUCCCUGGCGUGCUUUCAUGGUUCCGUACACUCGAAGAGAAGGAGCGUAAGAUUGAGGCCCUCUACACACAACUCUACGUCGCCCUUCGCCGAUGGGUGCUCAUCAACGAGCUCUCAUUGACUCCUUUCAACAAGCACAACUGUGUCGCCAUGCUCAACACCCUCUACCCUCCCAUCGUCUCCACCCAGCCUACCUCCAAGCUCACCCCUGGCAUCCUGAAGAAGCAACGCGACACUUUCUUCAAGUAUAUCCAAGCUGUCGAGAAGAGUGGUCCCUCGGUUCUGGUCAACCUCAUUCAACAAGGCAAGAGGCCUACUGACGAGAACGGUUGGGCCUCAACUCGCAACACCCUCGACAUGUAUUUGCAGGUCGCCAACAGCCUGAUCUCCGAAUGCCAGGAGAUUCUUUAUACUGACGCAAACACCGUCCCCGACUCGGCCGAAACCAAGCGUAAGGGUCGUAAGGUCGACUCUGGCAUCAGCUUCCCCGAAGCCGAACAACGCCGCCCUUCUUCUAGCAGCAGCAAGAGCAGCAAAAGCUCCUUCUCGGAAGAUGUGCCUGCCAGUGAGAUGCGCCGCAAGUCAUCCUCUGGUAUCCUUAGAUCAUCAGGCCUGAUGAAGUUCGCUCGUGAGAUGAAGCUAGGAUUCCCUAGGACCGAUGUCGACGAGAUGAUCAAGCCAUCCAACCCUACCCCCACUCCUUCCUUCCCCGAUGUCGAGGCACCUGCACCCGACAGAUCCUCCAAGAGCCUGCGCAAGAUUCGCAGCUUCAGCAACCUCGGCGGCCUGCGUUCUGCCAACUCAAGUUCAACCUCCUUGGCCAGCAGUGGUCACCGCAGCGAUGUCCCUCACUUCGACGCCGAUGAGAUGAAGAGACAACGUCUCAUCUACGAGGCCAAUGCCGCCAAGCAACAAAAACCUUGAAGUCGGCUGUCUCUAUCGCACACAACAAACACAAAACCAUGUCCUACAGUAACGACCUUUAUGACCUCAACCGCCAGCAUCUGCGACCAAUGUUUCCUUUGUUCCGAAUUAUACCCCUUUGCCGUUGUACAAAUUCUUGCGACCGAUGCCUACAUUUUGAAAAAGGCACACAUGUCGUCGACUACUUGUUGAUGACUAUGCAUCACGUUUCUUUCUUUCUUUCUUCUCAUCAUCCUUGUCAAGGCGUUCUCGAGAUAUGAAAAGGGAUCGGGAAAAAUGGGAGGCUAGCAUUUUUGGAAGGAAAAGGAAAACCAAAAAGUGAUUCCGGUAUGUGGAAAGACGGAGUCCAAAAAUGGCGUCUCUUCUCUUUUUGAGGUUGUGGCCGGCGAUGUCACGCCUCCUGUCUGAUACACAUGGAUUGAUGAAUUGGGGAAAUGAAAUGAUCCAUAACUCUUUUCUGCAAAUACAAGUACAGAAAUGUACAUAUCUCCAAA
Aureobasidium pullulans EXF-150 is the source of this 2354-nucleotide messenger RNA. RefSeq lists its product as uncharacterized. The record is from RefSeq and is a predicted model, not a curated record. The transcript has a single exon. Lineage: Eukaryota; Fungi; Ascomycota; Dothideomycetes; Dothideales; Saccotheciaceae. Bases 412 to 1860 code for a protein of 482 amino acids.